Messenger RNA from Ustilago hordei, 666 nucleotides. RefSeq lists its product as uncharacterized. The transcript has a single exon. The record is from RefSeq and is a predicted model, not a curated record. The coding region runs from base 1 to 666 and encodes 221 amino acids. Lineage: Eukaryota; Fungi; Basidiomycota; Ustilaginomycetes; Ustilaginales; Ustilaginaceae.
AUGCCAGAACCAACACCGAAUGGCAUUCACGGUGCAAUUGCACCUUCAACCUCAACCUCCACACCCCUGGAGCUCCUAAAAGCAGUCAAAGAAGUCCAAGAACGCCGUAUUAGCGUCUGGAGAGAAUACGACGAUGCCUUUGAUACUUUCCUCAAUCCUUCGUCUUCAUCCUCUGCUGGUCCUGUGAAUGGGUCGCUCAACACCAACUCACACCCUACCCACACUGCCGAAGUUGAAUCCGAAACGGCGCCAAACGGCAACGGCCGCGGCUGCUCAGGAUGCAGCACAACCACCGUCCCUCUCUCUGAAGACCUCCUCGCACAGAUCCUCCAGAUCACUGCACAAGCACUUAUAGAAUGCGGGCAUCGUCUUCGAGCCAUUCAAACGGAACUAUCCCACUGUACCUCGCCAAAUCUCGCAACACUUGCAGACAAGAUUCAGACGAAAGAAAACGCUUUACUGCGGAGUGUUGUUCAGCGCGAUCAGCUCAGAAAGACAACUUUGAUGCCGUCACAAGAGGCAAGCGAUGGGGGAAGGGAUGAAGCAGAAGCAAAGGAACGGAUAGCGGAGCUAAACAACCAGGUCAAGGAGACAAGAGGAGAGAUCCAGGAACUGAUGCAAGAGGUUUAUGCUGAGAGUCUCGAAUUGCAGCUUGCCGAAGAAUGA